This is a messenger RNA of Monodelphis domestica (gray short-tailed opossum), 3112 nucleotides long. The record is from RefSeq and is a predicted model, not a curated record. NCBI's taxonomy places the organism in Eukaryota, Metazoa, Chordata, Mammalia, Didelphimorphia, Didelphidae.
AGGGAGAAGCCUUGUUAGUCGGCCUGGUUUUGUGGUCGCUGAGCUUGGUGGUGCCGGCGCGCAGUGGCGGGGACGUGGUGUCCCCACCCGCAGAAUCCGUGGCCACCUCCCUUCUUUCUCUUGACCUUUUCAGAAACGUUAAAAUGGGCUGUUUCUGCCCAGAGAGGAGAGUAUCCCUCAUUUCCCUCUGGUCCUUUCAGUGGGAAAACACCGCUGCGUUUUUGCUUGUGGCCUGAUGGAACUAGAUCAAAGUUUGUCCUGACUUGCAGCAGAGUCCUCUGAAAAGGACUUUGAUUCUGCCCAUGGAGGGACUCUUGGACCCGGGCUGGCAGCUAUUCCACGAUAGCACACCUGCUUUGUGGACGCCAGCCGAGCAGGACACGUUCCCCAUAACGUUCCUUAAAAAUGCCGAAAUGAUUAGGGAGCGGUUUGGGAGUGAAUGCAUUUACAAAUUAUGUGUCUGGUGGUAAUUCGGGGCUUGCGAGCAGGGAGACCAGAGGUGUAAGUACAGUUGGGAUCCUUAGGAACCACGUUCAUGGUACGUCCAAGAGUCAGUAUUGAUUUCGGAAGGGCCUGGAAAAGAGCAGUCAUUUAUGAAGAAGCUACUAUAGUCUAGGCACUGGGCUUCAUGCUUUACAAGUACCACGUUUCAUCUCUGCAAUGAUCUUGCGAAGAUUGGGACGAGCAUAUGCCCUGGCUUUUGCAGAAAGAGGUGCAUCAGUAGUCGUGAAUGAUUUAGGAGGGGACUUCAAAGGAGUGGGAAGAAGUUCCUCAGCUGCUGAUAAUGUUGUUGAAGAAAUAAAAAAGAGAGGGGGAAAAGCUGUGGCCAACUAUGAUUCUGUGGAAGCUGGAGAGAAGGUUGUGAAGACUGCACUUGAUGCUUUUGGAAAAAUAGAUAUUGUUAUAAACAAUGCUGGGAUCCUGAGAGACCGUUCCUUUGUUAGGAUAAGUGAUGAAGACUGGGAUAUAAUCCACAAAGUUCAUUUGCGGGGAUCCUUCCAAGUGACCCGGGCAGCAUGGGAUCACAUGAAGAAACAGAAGUUUGGAAGAAUUAUUAUGACUUCUUCAGCUUCUGGAAUUUAUGGCAAUUUUGGUCAAGCAAAUUAUAGUGCAGCCAAACUUGGGCUUGCAGGUCUUUCAAAUACCCUUGCAAUUGAAGGCAGGAAAUUCAACAUCCAUUGUAACACUAUUGCACCUACUGCUGGAUCUCGAAUGACUGAAAGUGUUAUGCCACAGGAUCUGGUGGAUGCUUUGAAGCCUGAUUAUGUGGCUCCCCUUGUCCUUUGGCUAUGCCACGAGAGCUGUGAAGAGAAUGGAGGCUUAUUUGAGGUGGGAGCAGGCUGGAUUGGGAAAUUACGUUGGGAACGAACUCUUGGUGCCAUUGUCAGACAGAAAAAUCAGCCAAUGACACCUGAGGCUGUGAAGGCUAAUUGGAGGAAGAUCUGUGAUUUUGAAAAUGCUAAUCACCCUCAGACUAUCCAAGAGUCAACUGCAAGUGUGAUUGAAGUCCUAAAUAAAAUAGACUCUCAGGGAGGCGUUUCCAUGAAUCAUACAAGUCAGGCGGCAUCAGCAACCACUGCAGCAUUUACUACAGCAAUUGGCUAUAAGCUGCCUCCCCGGACAUUUUCUUAUACUGAACUUGAAGCUAUUAUGUAUGCUCUUGGAGUGGGUGCAUCAGUUAAGAAUCCAGAAAACUUAAAAUUUGUUUAUGAGGGAAACUCUGAUUUCUCCUGUUUACCUACCUUCGGUGUCAUCCCAGCUCAGAAAUGUAUGAUGGAUGGAGGACUCUCAGAAGUUCCAGGACUUACAAUUGACUAUACAAAGGUGCUUCACGGGGAGCAGUACUUGGAGCUGUAUAAACCACUUCCCAAGACAGGACAAUUAACUAAUGAAGCCAUCAUUGUUGAUAUCUUGGAUAAAGGAUCAGGAUUAGUUAUACUUCUGGAUGUCUAUUCUUACAGUGGGAAAGAACUCAUAUGCUUCAAUCAGUUCACUGUCUUUGUUGUUGGUUCUGGAGGGUUUGGUGGAAAGAAGACAUCCGAUAAAGCCAAGGUAACUGUGCCACCACCAAAGAGACCACCUGAUGCCAUACUUACAGAUACCACCUCACUCAAUCAGGCUGUCCUAUAUCGGCUCAGUGGAGACUGGAAUCCUUUACACAUCGAUCCUAGCUUUGCCAGUCUCGGAGGCUUUGAAAAACCCAUAUUACAUGGCCUUUGCUCGUUUGGAUAUGCAGCCAGGCAUAUUUUACAGCAAUUUGGAAAUAAUGAUGUGUCUAGAUUCAGAGCAAUUAAGGCCCGUUUUGCAAAACCAGUAUAUCCAGGCCAAACUCUACUAACAGAAAUGUGGAAGGAAGGAAACAGAAUUCACUUUCAGACUAAAGUCCAAGAAACUGGAGACAUUGUCCUCUCAAAUGCAUAUGUGGAUCUUGUGCCAACCUCUGAUGUUCUCUCAACUAAGGUUUCUUCUAAGGACGGAACGCUCCAGAGCACCCUUGUUUUUGAGGAAAUCGGCCGUCGCAUCAAGGACGUGGGAAAGGAACUGGUGAAGAAGGUCAAUGCCGUGUUUCAGUGGAACAUCACCAAGCACGGACAGACUGCAGCACAAUGGACUAUUGACCUAAAAAACGGCUCUGGAGAGUUGUACCAAGGGCCUGCAAGAGGUUCUGCUGACACAAGCUUCACUCUUUCAGAUGAAAAUUUCAUGGAGGUUGUUCUGGGAAAACUUAACCCUCAAAAGGCUUUCUUUAGUGGCAAGCUUCAGGUCAAAGGCAACAUCAUGUUGAGCCAGAAGCUGGAGAUGAUUCUUAAAGACCACGCCAAGCUCUGAGGGGCCGCCGACACUUCUCUCCCCCAGCCCUGGGGGUGAUAGAGCGCCAGCGUUGGUGGGCAAAGAGAGCAAUUGCAUAGCAGGUACAUGUUUGUUCAAGUUGUCAUUUUCCAGUGAUUUGUCAUUUGAUUACUGAAGUUGCUGGAAAGGGAUUUGGAAGGCAAAGCUGUAUGUUUCUGUUCUUAGGUCUGCAUUUCUUAAUGAUAUUAACUGUUCAACCCCAACAUCUUGAAAUCUGGAAAUAAUGUUUAAAUUGGGAGAAAAAUUAAAUCCUUUAAAAAUC